AUGGAGGGGAUGGCGCCGCUGUACCCCAACGCCAGCAUCCACGUGCAGAACCCCAACCUCAGGCCCCAGCACCGCCGCGCCCUCCCCCGCUCCACCCAAUGCAAGACCUCGUCGGGGUCCUCCCCAGCUUCCGUCGCUGCGGGGGGGGGAACCGACGGUGGCAUCGACGCCGUGCGUACCAUGGUUGCUGUGUGUCUCCUCGAGCUCGUCCCCUUUGGCGUGAUCGAUGACGCCACGCUCACGCGCCGCCUGCAAUCCAAACGUCGUCCCGCCCGGCCGAGGCCGAAGCGCUGCUCUGGUCGACCUCGCCGCGGAGCUUGGGGGCUCUGCGCCCGCUAUGGUUGCUCUUGCGCUCCGUCGCAUCGAGAAGACAGCGACGGCUUACAGAUCGAGGAGGCCUUCAUUGGUGGCAAGCAUAUGACUAUGGUCUGGGCCAUCGGCCGGAGCAAACUCCUCAAAGAGCUACCAGAAUCCUCCUCUGUGCUCCAAAUCCAACCUCCGCCAACUCCACAGUGA
Messenger RNA from Miscanthus lutarioriparius, 516 nucleotides. The record is from the annotation of a GenBank genome assembly. NCBI's taxonomy places the organism in Eukaryota, Viridiplantae, Streptophyta, Magnoliopsida, Poales, Poaceae.